Molecule: messenger RNA, 1683 nt
Organism: Knipowitschia caucasica
Lineage: Eukaryota; Metazoa; Chordata; Actinopteri; Gobiiformes; Gobiidae
Source: the annotation of a GenBank genome assembly
AUGUCUGCGGAGGAAUCGGACAAACCGGCCAACGCGGACGCCAGCGCUGGAGGAGGAGAUGAGGAGGAGGAAUGGCUGUAUGGAGAUGAGGCCGAAGGCAAAGAGGAGGAUGAAGAGGCCAAAUUGAAUGCUACCGUUGGUGUUCCUCCAGCUGAUGCCUCUUCAGAUGAUGUUGUUGAACAUGCAACAGACAAUGGUGUGGCCUCUGAGCCCAGUGGGGAGGUCGCAGGUGAAGUUGUGGAAAGUGACAGCGACAGUGAUGAUGAUGACGAUGAUGUCCGUGUCACAAUUGGAGACAUUAAAACAGGAGCGCCACAGUACACGUCAUAUGGCGCACCUCCUGUCAAUCUUAAUAUAAAAUCGACUAGCUCCAGGCCAUACGGACAGGUUUCCACAAAACUUAAAGGAGUUGACUUGGAUGCUCCUGGAAAUAUUAAUGGUGUUCCUGUAUUGGAGGUGGAUGUGGAGUCAUUUGAAGAGAAACCUUGGAGAAAGCCAGGAGCGGAUUUAUCAGACUACUUCAACUAUGGCUUCAAUGAAGACACUUGGAAGGCUUAUUGUGAGAAACAGAAGAGACUUCGCAUGGGGCUUGAGGUAUCCACAGUGGGCUCAGUGACGAGUAAAAUUUCUGUGCAGCAAGGCCGUACUGGUAAUGAUAAAGACGUUUCCAGUUUGUCAGUUCACACAUCCAAAGCAGACUUUGCAGCUCCUGUUAGUAUGUACAAGUCCUCUGCCAGCCAAAUUACCAGUAGGAUCUCUCCCACUCAGUGGACUUGCAAGCCGGCUCCAGACAUUUCCUAUUUUCCAAAAUCAAGUGGGACAAUCGAUGUGAUUGGUGGACAGACGGCUACAAUAAGCAGAGUGGAGGGAAGACGCAGACACAAUUUGGAUGGCAACAACAUACAAGUGCUCUCUGAACACUCUGCGUCAGACGCUGAGCCAACACCUGCGAAGAUGCCACCAUUCUUCCCUCCAGGACAUCUCCCUCCAAACAUCCCUCCACCUCCAUUUCUCCCUCCGCCCCCUAACGUCAGCACAGCUCCGCCUCACAUCCCCCCACCCAGAAUGCCUAUCACAGUUCCUCCGCCUGGCUUUCCUCCACCGACUGGACCACCUCCUUCUAUUAUACCCACUUUGGACAGUGGACAUGGUGGCUACGAUGGACGCUCGAUGCCUCCCUAUGGUUUCCCACAAGUAGGUGCUUAUCCUCCUCCUAUGGUUGGAGGUGUGCCGCCUCUAUGGCCUCCGAUGAUGGACAAUUCUAAACCCUGGGGGGAGUACUACCCUCGCCGAGAUGAAAAGAGAGACAAAGAACGAGAGCGGCCCAGAGAGAGAGCACAUGAGCGAGAGAGGGAAAGGGAGCACAGCCCCACCGGAAUGGGCUACACCAGUGAUGAAGAGCGCUAUCGUUACCGUGAGUACCAAGAGCGUGGUGGAUAUGAGCGGCAUCGCGAGCGAUCCAGUAGGGAGAAGGAAGAAAGGCACCGAGAGAGAAGACACAGAGAGAAAGAAGAAGGGCGACACAAGUCCUCACGCAGUAGCAGUGGUCGACGGAGACAUGACAGUGAAGAAGGUGAAGGCCACAGACGACACAAGCACAAAAAGAGCAAGAGAAGCAAAGAAGGAAAGGACGCCAGCGAGGAGAUGAGUGCAGAUCAGGAAAACCAAGAGGGAAUGGAAUAA